AUGGUAACUCUUAUAACCAUAUGCGAAACGAAGUAUGGAUAUAUAACUUGGGAGGAAAACAAAGCUGUGUUUACCGAAACCGAAUCUUCAUUGGAUAUUCCUGCUCUUUAUGUAGCUCGAGCUACGUACAAAAAUGAAAUUAAUACUACUGGAUGGGCUUUUCUAGAACUACACACAUCAGAAGAUGCAACUGAUGAAAAACAGGCAUAUGCUGCUGGAUAUCUUGAAGGUUUCCUCACAAGGGAUCUUAUUUGGAUGCAUUGGCUGAACAUGCUAAAGGGAUACUGCUACAAUAAAACAGAUGUGUGUGGCCUCAUUGAAGAAUUCAUAGACAAAAAUGAGGAGUAUAUUGUUUCUAUGGUGCAGACCAAUGAAAGAGAUCCAUAUUGGUAUCAAAUAAAGUUGUACUACAUCCAGCUUGAAGGGUUGGCGGUUGGCUACAAUGAAGCCACAACAGAACCCUAUCAGUGGCUCACCGUGCGGGACAUUGUUUGGAUCAACAUGCUGGGCGAUUUGGAUGACCUGGCGUUUGCUUUAUCGAUGCCGAAAAUUUUACCUGACGACCUGAUUUUUGGAGAGCACUGUUCCGGUCUGGUGAAGUUGCUUCCGGACUUCAGCAAUCUGUACACCGCACAUUCUACUUGGAACAGUUACCAAUCUAUGCUGCGACUUCAAAAGAUGUACGCGCUGCAUUACAAGUUGAGCCCGAAACAUUCGAAGAAGAUCCCGGGCUACAAGAUGUCAUUCACCUCCUACCCGGCGUUUGUCCAGUCCACAGAUGACUUCUACGUCAUAUCAUCAGGGCUGGUGGCCGCGGAGACAACCAUCAGCAACAGCAACAGAACACUCUAUCAGCUAAUCAAACCUAAUGGAUCGGUAAUGGAGUACAUCCGGGCUAUGAUCGCGAACCGUCUCGCCAACGACGGCAAGGAGUGGGUGAAAAUUUUCCGCGAACAUAACAGCGGCACGUACAACAAUCAAUGGUACAUAGUCGACUAUAACAAGUUCACGCCUCGCACUGAGAAUUCACCGGGUUCGAUCAAGAAAGGCCUGCUGUGGAUUGUAGAACAGAUUCCUGGUUACACCGAGGCUGCAGAUUUAACGAACGAGUUAGUAAGCAGCACUUACUUCCCGUCAUACAACAUCGCUUACUUCCCGUCGAUAUUCAAUCUGAGCGGCGGAAACGAACGGGUGGCCACCUUCGGCGACUGGUUCGGCUACAACACCAAUCCAAGAGCACGAAUAAUGAAGGAAAAGCAAGCCGAGAUCAAGAAUCUGCAGGAUAUGUGUCGUACCAUGCGCUACAAUGACUACAAGCACGAUCCUCUGGCCCGCUGCGAACAGUGCUCGCCCCCUUACAGCGCGUGUAAUGCUAUCGCCGCACGAAACGACCUCAAUCCAGCCAACGGCACAUAUCCGUUCCGCGCGCUGGGCCACCGCAGCCACGGGGCCACGGACGCGAAGGUGACCAGCUCUUACCUGCGUAGUCAAUACCAGUUCAUCGCAGUUUCUGGACCUAUGUACAAUAUCUCGAGGGGGAUACCGCCUUUCGCGUGGAGUGAAUUCGAUAUGGGUCCCACCAUUUCACACAUAGGACACCCUGACCUCUGGAUGUUUCCCCCCGUUCUGCACAAUUGGGAAUGGAAGUAG
Parnassius apollo (apollo) is the source of this 1650-nucleotide messenger RNA. The record is from the annotation of a GenBank genome assembly. NCBI's taxonomy places the organism in Eukaryota, Metazoa, Arthropoda, Insecta, Lepidoptera, Papilionidae.